UGUUUCCAAGCACCAAACAAGGAUCUCCCUCUAGUUGCGAAAAUCCAAGCAGUCGGUGCAGAUAACUUUUAUUAGUGACGGUGACUCCAACACACUUAUAAAGGUCAUCCAUUCGUCACCCCGCCCUAAACCCCCACUUUCCUUUACCCUUCAUCUAACCUUGAACAACCUUGACCUCGAUCACAAACAAAAAACAUACGUCAUCUACACCAUGAUGCUUGUUCACAACAUCUAUACUCGACCUACACAUCAACAACCCUCGUUCAGGCAGUAUCAACAUCAACAUCAUCAGCAUCUCGACGUGGACAGCAGCAACCUAGAUCCCGUGGACACAGACAGCGUCGCAUCCUCGCCACACUCGACACAAUCGUCGCUACUCUCGCAGUACUCAAAUUUCCAGACGACAUCGCUCUCGACCACCUUCGACACCAUACCGUCGGCCGUGCCUAGAGGGGACAACUUCAAAUUUCCCACGACGCCUCAUUCAUACGAGGUACAAAACAGCCAAAGUCUAAGCCAAGUGCCAGACCUAACGCCUUCGGAGCAGUGGCUUCUCGGUUCCACUCAGCCGCAGCACCCGCAGCAGACUCCUCGAGCCGCCCACCGAUUAGUACACCAACGCGAGCCGUCGUUGUCGUCGCUUAGUUCCAACGGCCCAGCUUCGCCCUACACAGCAAACACAUCAAACCCGCAUAUUGCUGUAACCGACUCGAGUAGCAGCGAAAUGUUUCACGACAUGAGUGGCGGCGAAAGCAAUUACGCAUAUCAGUCGAGCGGCAAAUCCAUGAGCAUGAACGAAAGCUUUUACGCAACCCUGCAAAAUCUCCAGGCUGGCAACGCUGGCUUCCAAGACGAAAUGCCCAACAUGUCGGCCCAUCCGCACCAUAUCAAGCCGGACCGAAGCCUUCUGCCGGCGCCUGAACUUUCCAAUGGCUCAGCUACGAGAUCGUAUUCACACUCAGUGGCGAGUUCAAUCGCUGGCGGUGACUCACCCGCCACGCCAUCCUUUCAAGAGCCUGAUGAAGAAGGCAGAAGGAGAAAGAAUGUUUUUAGUUCGAUGCCCAAGCUGGAUCGUACCAUGACGGACGUCUUCGGCGACGAGUUGUACAGUCCCAACUUUACCAUCACAUCAGCAUCUCCACCUCCGCAGACGCGUCUCGCCAUGUCUCCUAGCAAUGAUGUGUUUGCGCAGCGACUUCAGGCGGCCAACAGCCAUCACUUGAACACGGGUCAGUCGCCCGUCUCGGUCUCGUCACGGAACCAGUCGCCUUUCCGUCACGGCUCGCCGCUGGCACCCGUAUCCAAUGACUUCUCGCAGCAGUCGAACCAGGUUCGCUCGAAUUCGGCACAGCAACUGAAGGAGAAGCGAAAGACAGAGCAGGACGCGAACUCAUUGCAACAAGUGGCGCGUAAGGCAGAGCAACAGCAGCAGGGAACGCCAAGCACCAUUUCUCCCAAGGAUGCCAUGUUGGAUUUCAACGAGCCGGCUGAUGACUCCAACUUCCCGCUAUUCUCGGCGCAGGAAACCAACAACUUCGAUCUGCACCAGCUUAGCAAGUCGAUGCCUCAGCAGAUGCAGAACUUCCAGUCGACAACACCGUUGCAGAACGCCUUCAAUUUCAAUAUGCCUACAAAUAUUCAAGUCCCGCAGCAAUAUCCCUUCGUGGCACGCCCACGACAGCGGCAACAAGCAACGCCGUCGGUGAGCACCUUUUCAAGAGUGGGCUCUGAAGACACAAACGGAUCGGCUAGCCCUGGAUCGGCUCGAAGGCCAAUGCGGACCAACGCCGACAGCGGCACAUAUACGUGCACGUAUCACGGUUGUACGCUACGGUUCGAUACACCGUCCAUGCUACAGAAACACAAGCGCGAAGGGCAUCGUCAAGCGAACGCACUGAGCACUGCACGACCUGCAGUCACCUCCCCAGGUGUGCCACAGACACUGCUCAACACGCAAGCUGGCCCGCACCGGUGCGAUAGGAUUAAUCCUAGCACUGGGAAGUCCUGUGACACUGUAUUUUCACGACCGUACGAUCUCACACGACACGAGGACACCAUCCAUAAUGCGCGAAAACAGAAGGUGCGAUGCGAUCUAUGCACCGAAGAAAAGACUUUUAGCCGCGCCGACGCCCUGACUAGACAUUACCGCGUAUGUCAUCCCGAUGUCGAGUUCCCCGGCAAGCACCGACGGCGAGGCGGGUCUCAUGUCUGAGGUAGUGUGGUAUGACGACAUUUUCUAUCAUUCGACGUCAAGCGCAUGCUGGCCAUGUGUCGUGAAGGUGAUGAUGUGGUGUGGUGUGGUGAAGAUGGGUCGACGGCCGGCCCCUCGCCGCGUGGUGUGAUCGUCACGCCCAAGCUCUUUGGCGGGGUGUCGAUUUUUCAGGGUCUCAUGCGUGAAGGGUCUUGCAGGGUUGCUAGUUCAACGCCGGACCUUACCUUAUCCGGUGGUCACC
Molecule: messenger RNA, 2453 nt
Organism: Pseudomassariella vexata
Lineage: Eukaryota; Fungi; Ascomycota; Sordariomycetes; Amphisphaeriales; Pseudomassariaceae
Exons: 2
Coding region: 212-2212 (666 amino acids)
Biological process (GO): regulation of transcription by RNA polymerase II
Cellular component (GO): nucleus
Source: RefSeq, a predicted model, not a curated record